Messenger RNA from Cryptomeria japonica (Japanese cedar), 1114 nucleotides. RefSeq names its product protein SUPPRESSOR OF GENE SILENCING 3 homolog. Lineage: Eukaryota; Viridiplantae; Streptophyta; Pinopsida; Cupressales; Cupressaceae. Gene Ontology annotation, biological process: regulatory ncRNA-mediated gene silencing. The record is from RefSeq and is a predicted model, not a curated record. Bases 365 to 961 code for a protein of 198 amino acids. The transcript has 3 exons.
AGCAAAGUGAAUUAGAAAUAAACUGUUUCACUGAGCAAAAUAAAUCUGUACCCGCCUAUUCUCCAAGGAAAAGUUUACACAUUCAUUGACAAGCCAAAACGUGAAAUCUGCAUGGAUUGAGACAGAAAAACCUGAAUCGCCGCCACUUCCUCCUUAACACAGUCAAUCGUUUUAGUGACAUUUAAUUCGUUUUACUUAGCACAUAACUUGCCAUUAAAUACUCCCAUUACAUUUCCACAAUUCAACUUGUAGACUGACAAACAGUUGCACACAAGUUGGUCCUCAAAACACGUUUUCUAAUAUCUACUGAAAAGCUCUGAUUUAGCGCGGGACGGUCCGUUUCACUUCUAUUUGAUCAGUGUUAAUGGGUGACAUCAACACCGUUUUGAUUACACCUACGAAUGGCAUUGCGAACAAAGGCAAGAGGAAGAUAGAAACAUCAGAAGAUGAUAUAGUGUGGCCUCCCACUGUGAUAGUUGAGAAUACAAGGUUGGCUAAAACUGAGGAUGGGCGAUGGACUGGUAUUGGGAAUAUAGAGAUGGCCCAAAUCCUGCAAGAAAUAGGUCACACAAAUGGAAAACCAAAAUCUGCAUGGGGCAAAGAGGGCCAUAGAGGUCAAGUGGUAGUGCAGUACCAACCUACACUUGAGGGCUUGAAAGAGGCAGAGCGACUGCAUGAACAUUUCAAAAUGAAUGCUCGUGGUCGGGAAGAAUGGAGUAAGGUUCGUCCUUUCUGGCAUGGUUUACCUGGGCAUGAAGGGCUUGAAGAAGGUCCUGACUUUGUCAGGCUUGAUGAGGAAACAAAUGAAAAAAAGAGAGUUUUGUAUGGUUACCUAGCUUGUGUGAGUGACAUGGAUAAGGUGCCAAAGAAGAAGCAAAAAUGCCAUAUGACAGUCAACAAGAGAGAUGUUAAAGAUAUGGCUGCUGCUCAAAUCAAGCCAGAAGCCUCAGUGUCUUUUUGAUGACUUUUGCAAUUUACUAUUGAAUGUUUCAAUGCUAUCCGACAAUAGAUCAAGAUGGAGAGAGUGCUUUCAUCAUCUUUUUUGUACCUACAAUUAAUAUUUUUCUAUUUCAAGAGAUUACACAAUGAAUGUCAUUCAAAAGAAUGUCAAUGA